CUCCCGAAUCGCCCCGACACAAGUCUACGACAUGAGCGACGACAUUAUCCUGCCCCUGCUGCACUUCAACGACGUGUACCAUCUGGAGCCCUUCCGCACCGAGCCUGUCGGCGGGUUCGCAAGGUUCGCCAACACCGCAAAGUCCUGGAUCGAGGAUCAAAAAACCAAGUUCAACCGGCCCGAGUAUCUCUUCACCUUUGGCGGGGAUGUCUUCAACCCAAGUGUCGAGUCGAGCAUCACCAAGGGCAAGCACAUGCUUCCGGCCCUGAACUAUCUUGGCAUCGAUGUCUCCUGCUACGGCAACCACGACUUUGACUUUGGCGUCGAGACCCUGAUGAACCUCACCGCAGCGACCAACUACCCGUGGAUCAUGUCCAACGUGUGGUCGACGCAGAUGAAUCGCUUCCUCGCCAACGGGCGAGAGUACGUCGUCCUGGAGCGAUACGGCCUCCGCAUCGGCUUCAUCGGCUUGGUCGAGCCCGACUGGCUCGAGACCAUCACUCACUUGCCCCCGGUCGAGUAUCGCGAUUUUGUCACGACCGGAAGGGAUCUGGCCCGCAGGCUCAAGCGACCCCUGGGCGACGACGGCGGCGAAGGCGUUGACCUCGUUUUCGCACUGACGCACAUGCGCUUCCCAAACGACCAGCGCCUGUCCAACGAGGUGCCCGAGAUUGAUCUGAUCCUGGGCGGCCACGAUCACGACUUUUUCAUCAACAGCGACGGUGUCGUCGAGAUCGAAAAGAACGUUUACGAGGGCAAAGUGCGGGUCAUCAAGACCGGAUGCGAUUUUCGUGAGCUGUCCCUCAAUGAAGUGACUAUCCAACCCAAGUCCGACGGAGCGCCUGCGCGAAUUCGUUCGAUCAAAGUGACCCGCAAGGAAAUCGUCGAAAGCCUUCCUGAGGAUCCCGAGGCCCUGGAACUUGUCAAGCACUGCCUCGCGGGAAUGGGCCAGAAGCUCCAGCAGGUCAUUGGCCGCACCAGGGUCAUGCUGGAUGCCCGAGGAUCCAUCUGUCGAACGCGCGAGUCCAACAUGGGGAAUCUAGCCACGGAUUUACUGAGAAUCACCUAUAAUUCCGACAUUGGCUUGGUUGUUGGAGGCACGAUUCGCUCUGACACAACGUACGGCCCCGGCAACUUGACCAUUCGAGAUAUCAUCGAUAUCUUCCCCUUCGACGAUCCGUGUGUGGUCAUCAGAAUCAAGGGCAGUGAUUUGUACGACGCCCUCGAGAAUGGUUUCUCGGCUCUCCCCAAAACCGAGGGCCGUUUCCCGCAAGUCUCUGGCCUCAAGAUCCGCUUCGAUUCGAGACUGCCUCCGUACAAGCGCAUCGUAGAUGUGCACAUUAUUCGCUCAGGUCCAGAAACGUGCCUGCUGGAGAAGCUGGAAAUGGACAAGUUCUACACCGUCGCCACCCGCGAGUAUCUCAGCCAAGGCCACGAUGGCUUUGAGAGCUUAACAAAGUCCACUCUGGUUGUCGACUCGGAGAGCGGCAUGCUUCUUUCAACCAUCUUGAGGCGAUUCUUUAUCGGCAUCAAGGUGGUUAAUCGAUUCCGGGCCAUCCGCUCCGAGCAGGAGAAGAUAUCCAGGGACGCCUUCACCAAGUGGCGGCGUUUGGUGAAGGACAGCUUCCAGAGCAAGGACCAUCUGCACCACCAUAACUUUUCGCAGCACACUGCGGCUCCUGCCCCUCGGCCCCUCUCUGAGAGACCCUAUCGCGUCGCAACGCCGCCGUUCGUAUUCAGCGAAGAUGAGUCUGAGUGGGAUGUCCCUGAAAUCGAGCCUGAGGUCGAGAACCGAAUCGUUGAUAUUGCUCAUGGAAAGGAGCAUUAGCUCAGCGCUCGCUCAAGAUUUCGGCAUCGCCUUUUGGAGCGUCAGUAUAGGGCCACGUGCCAAAUAACCACCGACUGUCGCUUCCUCGAUUGCUGACUGUGUAUCGCGAGACUGUGCUUCCCAAAUCCACAACAGGCGGUGCCUGAAACGAAGGAACGCAUAUGCACUGUCCGGUUUCAUUUCUUUGGUUCAGUCAAUACUGGAUGAAUACAUGGGCACCGCACAUUCAGAACACAGAGGCUAUCGGCUCCAAAGCACGAUGGCUGUUUCGAUUGGUCGGCGCUGCAGUACUCUUCUAACUGCUUGGAAACUGGGCUUGUGCUGGAUUACAGGCGAUCCAAUAAAAAACGGGACAUCCUUCUCGACCAC
Messenger RNA from Polychytrium aggregatum, 2197 nucleotides. RefSeq names its product 2,3-cyclic-nucleotide 2-phosphodiesterase. NCBI's taxonomy places the organism in Eukaryota, Fungi, Chytridiomycota, Chytridiomycetes, Polychytriales. Bases 32 to 1828 code for a protein of 598 amino acids. The transcript is spliced from 11 exons. The record is from RefSeq and is a predicted model, not a curated record. Gene Ontology annotation, molecular function: hydrolase activity. Gene Ontology annotation, biological process: nucleotide catabolic process.